GGCAAGCUCAGCAGCACUGGUAACGAUGCAGAGCUCUCCAGCAGUGAUGGCCGUGCAGUCUCUGAAUAGAAAGAGGGCCCCAGCAUGGACUGAUCGGGAAGUCUUGGAUCUCAUCGCUGUGUGGGGCGAUGAGUCCGUGCUUUCUGAGCUGCGCUCCAAGAAACGGAAUGCAAAGAUCUAUGAGAAGAUCUCUAAAGACAUGUCAGAGAGAGGAUACAGCCGGGAUGCAACGCAGUGCCACGUGAAAAUCAAGGAGCUGAGACAAGGCUACCAGAAGACCAAAGAGGCAAACGGACGCUCCGGAUCCCAUCCCCAGACAUCCCGUUUCUACGAGGCACUGCAUUCUAUCCUCGGUGCGGCCGCCACCACUACCCCACCACUGACCGUGGACUCUGAGGAUGGGAUAGUGUCCACGGCCGGUUCCUCGGACAUGUUAGGGGACGGGGAAGAUGAGGAAGGAGAUGAGGAGGACGAGGCAGUCGGCAGCGCUCACAAUGCUGAUUUCCCCGACAGCCAGGAUCUCUUCAUCCCCCUUACAGAGAUCCCCUACCAACCGUCCCCAGCCGUUACCCCGGACACAGAAUCUGGGGAAGGAUCAGCCACCCCAUCUGCGACUGUCUCACAACCUAGCCUGGCAUCACACUCCCAGAGGCUAGCGCAGAUUAGGCGUAGGAAGAAGAGGACACGGGAGGACAUGUUCUCGGAGCUUGUGGCCUGUUCCCGAGCCCAGGCAAAUGGAAAUUGCUCCUUGGUUGAAUUAAUCACCAGUAAAAACCUGGAGUACAAUCAUUGA
This is a messenger RNA of Malaclemys terrapin pileata, 793 nucleotides long. RefSeq names its product myb/SANT-like DNA-binding domain-containing protein 1. Gene Ontology annotation, biological process: positive regulation of DNA-templated transcription. The transcript is spliced from 3 exons. Gene Ontology annotation, cellular component: nuclear body. The record is from RefSeq and is a predicted model, not a curated record. Bases 26 to 793 code for a protein of 255 amino acids. NCBI's taxonomy places the organism in Eukaryota, Metazoa, Chordata, Testudines, Emydidae.